CCGAUGGCCAACGAUUCUAUCAUACUAUUUAUUAAUUUUUUAUAUUUUUAUUUUCAGGGUGGUGGUACGCUUGAAUUGAGGCUUGGUGGUGCUGAUAUUUCUGUAAAUAAUGAAAAUGUUUUGGAAUAUAUCUUUUUAUUGAGAAUCGCCUUAUUGUACGAAAUAAAGCUAGCCUUGAUGCAAUGCGUCGCGGUGUCUUUGACGUAUUACCAGCUGAUGCAUUAA
Meloidogyne enterolobii is the source of this 225-nucleotide messenger RNA. Lineage: Eukaryota; Metazoa; Nematoda; Chromadorea; Rhabditida; Meloidogynidae. The record is from the annotation of a GenBank genome assembly.